GAGAGUUUCAGCCGCCCGAUGCCGGAGAGCCUUUGAGCGCGAGGGGCCCAGUUUGGUGUGAGGAACGCUGGUCGCCACCAGAUCAAAAGGGAAGGGAAACGAACCGAGUGGGAUCUCGGCACCUCAGCGAUCAGGCAGGAACAGUAGCUCCCCAGGAUGAUGAACAGCGUGUUUUAUGAUGCCCCCAAUCUGGAGCAGAUGAUCUCGAACAAAAACCCCCUGGACGAGUUCGAGCUGAUCCAGCGGAUUGGAAGUGGCACGUACGGCGAUGUCUUUAAGGCUCGGAACACGGACACCAGCGAGAUGUCCGCCAUCAAGAUCAUUAAGUUGGAUCCUGGUGACGACUUGUCCUCCCUACAGCAGGAGAUCAGCAUGAUGAGGGGCUGCAAACAUCACAACAUCGUCGCCUACUUCGGCAGCUACUUCAGGAACAACAAGCUGUGGAUUUGCAUGGAAUUCUGCGGGGGAGGGUCCUUGCAGGACAUCUACCAGGUCACAGGCCCGCUGCUGGAGAAACAGAUCGCCUAUGUUUGCAGGGAGACCCUUCAGGGUCUCCAUUAUCUACACAGCAGUGGGAAAAUUCAUCGCGAUAUUAAGGGAGCGAACAUCCUGCUGACCGAUCGAGGAGACAUCAAACUGGCUGACUUCGGGGUCUCGGCCGAACUCACAGCUUCGGUGGGCAAGAGGAAAUCGUUCAUCGGCACCCCUUACUGGAUGGCCCCGGAGGUGGCAGCGGUGGAGAAGAAGGGCGGUUACAACCAGCAGUGCGACAUCUGGGCCGUGGGCAUCACAGCCAUCGAGCUGGCCGAGUUACAGCCCCCCAUGUUUGAACUGCAUCCCAUGAGGGCUCUCGUGCUGAUGUCCAAAAGCAGCUUCCAGCCUCCCAAGCUGAAGGAUAAGACGCGCUGGUCUGCCGACUGUCACAGCUUUGUUAAGCAGACCCUGCGGAAAAACCCGAAGAAAAGGCCCACAGCGGAGAAACUCUUACAGCACCCGUUCGCAAGCCAGGCCAUGAGUCGGCUGCAGGGGAUCGAACUCCUCGACAAGUUAAACAACCCAGAUCCUCACGAGGGCGGUCUGAUGGACGACAGUGAUCUGGAGACCUGCGACGCUUUCCCGGACAAAAUCCACUCUUUGGGAUCCCACAUGCGAGCCGAGAGGACCCGCUCGGAGAUACAGUUCCGGCAGGUACAGUUCAGCUGCCCUAUAAGGAAGGAGACUGAGCCUCAGAGCACCUUGGACGCCGAUCAGGAUGACGUGUGGAAGAUCCACGACGGAGGCAACGACAGUCUGAGCUUGCUGCGGAGUGUGCAGGAGGCUCUGGAACAGAGCAAUCUCACAAUCAAACGUGGACCGACACCCAAGCUUCUGCAGUCGGACGUGGUGGACGAACAUUGGUCCGUGGACAAGACUGGCACAGUGAAACGUGCUCCACAAACCCUGCGCCCCUCGAGGGAGCAGCUGGCAGAGGGCAGUGCCGGGGGCACCCUGCGGCCGGGGGCACCUCUAGCCAGCUGGGCAGACGGGGUGGUGGACCAGCUCUCCGUCAGCCCCCCGGAGGAGGGGGAGGCCCAAACCCAGGCCACUGAGACCACAGACACCAACAAGCAGGAGACCCCGAGGGAAAUCAGUCACGGGCUGCCUCCGACCCCGAAAGUUCACAUGGGGGCCUGCUUCUCAAAAGUCUUCAACGGUUGCCCACUGAAGCUGAACUGCUCCGUCUCGUGGAUCCACCCCAAGACGAGAGAUCAGUAUUUAAUCCUCGGGGUCGAGGAAGGGAUCUACACCCUGAACCUCAACGAGCUUCACGAGGACACCAUCGAAAAGCUGCUCCCUCACAGAUGUUCCUGGCUUUUCGUCAUGAAUAACGUCCUCAUGUCCGUCACAGGGAAGUCUCUGCAACUGUGUUCCCACAACCUGGUGACUGUGUUCGAGCAGAGGAAGAGUCUGCACAAGAGGCAAGUUCACAUCUCACUCCCAACCAACAAGCUGACCGACAAAAUCAUCCCCAAGAAGUUCGCCGCGUCCUGGAAAGUCCCGGACAGCAAGGGCUGCAGGAAGUGUUCCGUAGUGAGGAAUCCGUACACCGACGCCACCUUCCUCUGCGGGGCCCUGGACAACGCCGUCAUACUGAUGCAGUGGUACGAGCCCUCGCAGAAGUUCCUGCUGAUCAAGCAAUUCAGCCUGAGCCUGCCGAACCCUCUGAACAUCUUCGAGCUGCUGGUGUUCCCGGACGAGGAGUAUCCCCGGGUGUGCCUGGGCGUCCGCGCCCCCACGCACCCCAGCCAGGUGCUGCAGUUCGAGACGGUCCAGCUCAUGUCCUCCGGAACUCUCCUUCGCCACUCACGGCCAGAGACGUCUCUACUGAACACAAGCCACGUAUCUCAGCUCGACAGGGAAAAUGUUCUGGUUUGCAUUGACAACUGCGUGAAGAUUGUGAACUUGCAGGGAGAGAAGAGCCACAGGACAACAGCAGACCUGAGCUUCCAGUUCUUCGUCCAGACAGUGGUUUGUCUGCAGGACAGUGUGCUGGCGUUUUGGACACACGGAAUGCAGGGACAGAGCCUCCACACAAACGAGAUAACUCAGGAGAUCACGGAUGAAUCUCGGAAGUUCCGUGUACUGGGCACCCAACGGGACAUUAUCUUGGAGAGCACCCCCACCAAUCAACCGGAGGCACACAGUAACCUCUACAUCCUGACGGGGCACGAGAGCAGCUACUGAGCCCCCCCAGGCAGGGAAGUGGGGCUCGAACCCACCUAGACUCUGUGUACAGUUCGGGACAGAACCCCAGGAGCUUGCAGGAGACUUCUGUUAAUUAUUAUUUAAGUGGAAUUGUAUAAUAAAAGUUGUGUUUUAAUCAGAAUGG
Molecule: messenger RNA, 2869 nt
Organism: Mobula hypostoma (lesser devil ray)
Lineage: Eukaryota; Metazoa; Chordata; Chondrichthyes; Myliobatiformes; Myliobatidae
Product: mitogen-activated protein kinase kinase kinase kinase 2-like
Exons: 32
Coding region: 157-2724 (855 amino acids)
Biological process (GO): intracellular signal transduction; protein phosphorylation
Cellular component (GO): cytoplasm
Molecular function (GO): MAP kinase kinase kinase kinase activity; ATP binding
Source: RefSeq, a predicted model, not a curated record